Molecule: messenger RNA, 909 nt
Organism: Phragmites australis (common reed)
Lineage: Eukaryota; Viridiplantae; Streptophyta; Magnoliopsida; Poales; Poaceae
Product: ATP-dependent Clp protease proteolytic subunit 4, chloroplastic-like
Exons: 2
Coding region: 49-594 (181 amino acids)
Biological process (GO): protein quality control for misfolded or incompletely synthesized proteins
Cellular component (GO): endopeptidase Clp complex
Molecular function (GO): ATP-dependent peptidase activity; serine-type endopeptidase activity; ATPase binding
Source: RefSeq, a predicted model, not a curated record
CUUCCAUUUCUCCUCCUCGCACUCGAGAAGAGAGAGGAGAGGAUAGAUAUGGCGGCCGGGAGUGCCAGUGCCACAGCGUCCCUCUCCGUCGCGGCGGCUGCUGCUGUUGCUCUGUGCAUCAGGCAGCCAUUCGCUCGCGCUCCCACUUGGGCGGCCCCCUCCCAGCGGCAGCAACGACCCCUCCUCAAGCUCAGGCCUUGCGCCUCCUCUGUCGAGGAGUCUCAGCUAUUUGAUUUCAUUUAUGUUAAUGGAAACGGUGCGACAAUGGCCAUCUAUGAUGUAAUGCAGCUUGUGAGGGCAGAUGUCUCCACUAUUGGACUGGGCAUAGCUGGAUCCACAGCUUCUAUAAUCCUUGGUGGUGGCACAAAGGGCAAGCGAUUUGCCAUGCCCAACACCAGGAUUAUGAUCCAUCAGCUUGUGGGAGGUGCGAGUGGGCAGGCCUUAGAUGUAGAGGUCCAAGCUAAGGAGAUAUUGAGUAACAAGAGGAAUGUCAUUCGACUAGUAUCAGGCUUCACAGGCCGCACUCUAGAGCAGGUAGAGACCAUUACAUGGGUCCUCUUGAGGCUGUUGAUUAUGGACUCAUCGAUGGUGUGAUCGAUGGAGACACCAUCAUCCCACUUGAGGCUGUCCCUGAGAGGGUGAAGCCUAAAUACAACUAGGAAGAGUUGUAUAAGGAUCCAAAGAAGUUUCUUACACCAGAUGUCCCAGAUGAUGAGAUAUACUAGUCUAUAAGUAGUAUUUUGCACGAAGCUGAAGUCUGUUCAACAAGCAGUUGCUUUUGAUCUUCUGUAGCUGUUGUCAAACAAAGAUGAUGUAAACCUAGCACUAGCUGUAGCUUAUUAAUCUGGCUUACUGUCCAUGUUACUGGCUGAGUUUUGAUUUUGAGCAGGUAGAUACACCUGUUGGUUU